This is a messenger RNA of Asparagus officinalis (garden asparagus), 1285 nucleotides long. RefSeq names its product leucoanthocyanidin dioxygenase-like. The transcript has 2 exons. NCBI's taxonomy places the organism in Eukaryota, Viridiplantae, Streptophyta, Magnoliopsida, Asparagales, Asparagaceae. The record is from RefSeq and is a predicted model, not a curated record. The coding region runs from base 33 to 1163 and encodes 376 amino acids.
UACCAAUCUCAAUCCCAACACCACCCAACAAGAUGUCUACCCAAAUAGUAGAAACCCUAGCCACGUGCCUAUCUCAACCCAACACGGCCGCCAAAAUGUCUACCCCAAGAGUUGAAACCCUAGCUGCCUCUGACCUCGACAAAAUCCCUGUCGACUACAUCCGACCGUUAUCCGAACGUGACAACCUCGGCGACGCCCUCGAUGCCAUCAAAAACUCCGACGACGGCCCUCAGAUCCCGGUAAUCGACCUCAAAGCCUUCGACGAAGACGACGAGUCGUCAUCAAAGACCGAAUGUGUUGAGGAUGUGAAGAGUGCCGCUAAAGAAUGGGGAGUUAUGCACAUUGUCAAUCAUGGGAUUUCGUCGGAGUUGAUCGAGAGAGUUCGAGCUGUCGGAAAAGGGUUUUUCGAUCUUCCAAUCGAGGUUAAGGAGACGUAUGCUAAUGAGCAGACGGAAGGGAAGAUUCAAGGGUACGGGAGUAAGUUGGCAAACACCGAGAGUGGGAAGUUGGAAUGGGAGGAUUACUUCUUUCAUCUCAUAUUUCCAAGUGAUAAGGUUGAUUUGUCCGUUUGGCCUAGAGAGCCUGCUGAAUACACUGAGGUGAUGCAAGAGUUUGCAACGCAGCUAAGGCUCGUAGCCACCAAAAUGCUCUCAAUCCUCUCCUUAGGCCUCGGCCUUGAACAAGACAAGCUAGAGAAAGAGCUUGGAGGAAUGGAAGACUUACUCCUGCAAAUGAAGAUCAACUACUACCCAAAAUGCCCUCAGCCCGACCUCGCUCUCGGCGUCGAAGCCCACACCGACGUCAGCUCCCUCUCCUUCAUCCUCCACAACGACGUCCCCGGCCUCCAGGUCUUCUACAAUAACAAAUGGGUAACAGCAAAGUUAAUACCAAAUUCUAUGAUUGUUCAUGUUGGUGAUGCGCUUGAGAUUUUGAGUAAUGGGAUCUAUAAGAGCGUUCUUCAUAGAGGAUUAGUGAAUAAAGAGAAGGUUAGGAUCUCGUGGGCGGUUUUCUGCGAGCCGCCGAAGGAUAAGGUGGUGCUCCGGCCGCUGGAGGAGGUUGUGAGCGACGAAAAUCCGGUGAAGUUUAAGCCGAGGACAUUUGAGCAGCAUCUUCGGCAGAAAUUGUUCAGGAAGGCUCAAAAUGAUUUUGAGUCUGCAAUAUGAAUGUGCGUGAAAACCAUAAUAAUUCAAUAAAUAAGAUUGGAAUAAUAUAUAUUGUCGGAGGAGAUUGGAAUACUAUAUUUUGUGUAUUAAUCCAAUAAAUAAGAUCGCUUUUGUUUUGACUU